CGCCGCGCUCCGCGCAUCGCCGCCUCCCCCGUCCCCACGCCAGGCGGACACGGGGGCACCGCCGCGGCCGUCCGGUGGCCCCCCGCUCCCGAGGCCAGCGGAGCCGAGCGGAGCCGAGCCGAGCCGAGCCGAGCCGGGAGCCGGCGGGUGCCCGUGGGUGCGGCGCGGAAGGUGGGCGAGCGGCGCGGGGAAUGGAGGACCCCAAAAGCAGCCUGGGGGCCGUGUGACAGCCGGCAGCGCUCGCACACACGCAGACGCUCGAAGCGGCCGGGAGCCGGACCCGGUGCAGAGCCGGGCAGCAGCGCCCUGCCCCGUCCCGCGGGGAGCCAGCAUGGAGUAAGAGCAGCGUGCCGCCACCAGGAGAAGUCCAAAAGAGAAACAGAGAUGGCCAAAUUGACAGAGUCAAUGACUAACGUACUGGAAGAAGACUCAAUGGAGCAGGACAUAGAGAGCCCUGUCACUAUUCAUCAGCCAAAGUUACCCAAACAAGCUAGAGAGGAUCUGCCAAAAAAUCUAAACAAAGAAUGUGCCAAGAGAAAAAUCCAGAGGUAUGUUAGGAAAGAUGGGAAAUGCAACGUCCACCAUGGGAAUGUCAGAGAGACUUACCGUUACUUGACUGACAUCUUCACUACUUUAGUCGAUCUGAAGUGGAGGUUCAACCUGUUGAUUUUUGUCAUGGUUUACACAGUGACCUGGCUCUUCUUUGGAAUGAUCUGGUGGCUAAUCGCCUACGUGCGAGGAGAUAUGGAUCAUAUAGGGGACAGCACGUGGACCCCAUGUGUCAGCAACCUCAAUGGGUUUGUCUCAGCCUUUUUAUUCUCAAUCGAGACAGAAACCACCAUUGGGUAUGGUUACCGGGUCAUCACGGACAAGUGUCCCGAGGGAAUUAUUCUGCUUUUAGUUCAGUCUGUUUUAGGUUCUAUCGUCAACGCUUUCAUGGUUGGCUGCAUGUUUGUGAAAAUAUCCCAACCCAAGAAGAGGGCAGAAACCUUGGUUUUUUCUACAAAUGCAGUUAUUUCCAUGCGGGAUGGAAAGCUGUGUCUGAUGUUCCGAGUAGGAGACCUUAGGAAUUCACACAUUGUAGAGGCAUCAAUACGAGCCAAGUUGAUCAAAUCCAAACAGACAAAGGAGGGGGAAUUUAUACCACUCAACCAGACAGAUAUCAACGUAGGUUAUUACACAGGGGAUGAUCGUCUCUUUUUGGUUUCACCACUGAUCAUCAGCCAUGAAAUUAACCAGCAGAGUCCUUUCUGGGAGAUUUCCAAAGCCCAGUUGCCCAAAGAGGAGCUAGAAAUUGUUGUAAUCCUAGAAGGAAUGGUGGAGGCAACAGGAAUGACGUGCCAAGCUCGAAGCUCAUACAUUACGAGUGAGAUCCUGUGGGGUUAUCGUUUCACCCCUGUCCUCACUCUGGAGGAUGGAUUUUAUGAAGUUGACUACAAUAGUUUUCAUGAAACAUAUGAGACCAACACACCAGUUUACAGUGCCAAAGAGCUGGCAGAGAUGGCCAGCCGAGCAGAACUGCCCCUGACUUGGUCUGUUUCCAGCAAGCUGGACCAGCAUGCUGAGCUGGAAACUGAAGAGGAAGAGAAGAAUCAAGAAGACCAAAAUGAAAGAAAUGGUGAUGUGGCAAACCUAGAGAACGAGUCCAAACUGUAGAACCACCAGAGGUGUAAGAACCACACGACUUUCUUUAUCUUCUCCCUUUUUGUUCCCCUUUUCUUUCUCCCACACGCUUUUAUUUCCUUCCCUGUCAUUCUUAAUUCUGGGAAAAUAAAUAUUUGAGAUGUGAAAUAUCUACCUGCCCAAUUCAAACUCAAGAGAUUCACAGACUAAGCAAAGGUGUAGGUUAAAGCUGCAAUACCCAUUACUUCCAGUGGAAUCUCCAUCCCCACCCUGCUAACGACUGAUGGUUUCCUCUGCACCUCUCUGAGUUCAGACCUCCAGGUUUACUAAAACUGACAAAAAAAGCCACCGGAAUAUAAUCAAGGUAUAUAAAAAGGAAAGGCUAAUUGACGUUCAUCAAAGCAAUGGGCCUUGACUCCAGUUUUUUUAUAUAUAUUUCAGGACAGUUUUGUAAACUUGUCAGCAAGCCUUUAUGAAAUGGGCCUUGCAGCUUUAAGAGGAAGGUGAGCAGAGGGCUCUGCAACCCAACACGAUACUGUACAUAUGCCUUAUGUAAUUACUUUCUCUUUACAUUUAGUAAUAAACAACGCAUGUACAAAAGUAUUGUAGUAAAGAUCUUCUAAAUAAUGUACAUAGUUGUGUAAUUAAUGUAGGUUUAGAAAACGAGUUCUAGAAAUACCGGGAUGCAAAAACAAACUACCCAUGAAACAAGCACUUCUCUUCUAACAUUUGGAGUGUCAUACUGAUUUCUCCCCUUAUAUCUAUGGCUCUUUUAGUGCAUGACAUCUUCUUCAGCAUACCAGACUGGCAGCUAUUUAGAGUACCUCACUGUUUCCCAAACAGGUCAUUUUUCUGACUCUAAAAAGCCAUAAGUCUGGGAGAGGGCAGGGUAGAAAAAUUGUAACAUAAUUACUGAUAUACUGUGAAAAUGUUUACAAAUAAGGCAAACCAUUCCUGGGUAUUUUCUUGGCAGUUCAAUCUAAAUUUAGACUGUGGCGAACAAGAAUUUCCUGCGUACUCCUAGUCUAGCAAGCAUGUUCCAUGCAGAGGUAUUAGCCUUUAUGUGCAAUAUCCAGGGAAACGUCUCCCUUCAUCCAACCCAAACCAUGGGAUUUAAAUGGAGCAGCACAGGCCAUUGAAAACCGAGCGUGGUCCUGUAGUGAGCAGAUCAUAACCACCCAGCUGGGAAGGAAACAGCUGAAUUUCAGCUGAAGCCAUAACGGAAGAAAUUCUCUUUCCAACAGCAUUGGUGCUUCAUCGGUCCCCAAAAGAAGUCACAAAACACGUGCCAUCCCUGGGUAACAGGCUUCAACAGGGCUUCUCAGCAAAACACAUAGAUCCUGCCACCCAUGUUCAGGAGCAGGGGUCCCUAGAUUAGCUCCUUGGCUGCUGUAAACCACUGUAAACCCUGUACAUCCUGACUUAACAACUUUAACAUUACCAGCUGCAUAGCUCACACCACAACACAUUCACCAGGAGGGGAGCUGAUCCGCAUGGCCCUCAGUUCACAGCCUCGCUAUGUGAUGGAUGCUGCUCCCAUGGCACGGCAGUGCCUAGCACCAAGGAUUCAGCUAGGCCCAGCGUGUGUAAAAUGCUGCUUCUUCAGCACAGGUUGUGAUGCUUUUGGUGGGCUUCUGCUCAGGCCCAUCCACAACAACAUUUCUGUCAGUGAAGGAAAGGAAGCUGCAGCCUUAAUUUGUUUGUUUUGGGUUUGUUUGUUGUUGUUUUCUUAAUACCUGCCCACUGCAGAAAGGAGGAAUACAUUGAAGGGAGACUGAAGCAUUUUUGUACAGAAACAUUUACAUUAAAAUGGGAAAAAAAAAAAAAAAAAAAAACCCUCAGGAGAAUCUCAGUGGGCAGGUAGAAAUUUUGCACUGUGAUAUAGCUUUCACUCCAAGUCCAUACAUAUUCUCUAUUUUUUUGCUGAAACAACUGCCCCUUGCCAAUUGUCACCUAGUGUGGCUAAUCCACGGGGUUUUGCAGGUCCUCCAGCUGUGCUUAAUACCAAGGCACAAAGAGCAGGGUGUGGAAGAAAGGUUUGGCACCAGGGAUGGGCAGGUCAGGCUGGAUGGGAAGAAUCUUUUGUUUCAGCUCUGAGCAUCUUUCCUGAAAGGCUUUCACAGAGCAGCGUGAUGUAAGUAAUGGUUCUGAAUAUGGAUUUUUUUUUUUCCCUCCAGUUGGGAUGGCUGAUUUUGUCAACCGGGUAAAGGUUAUUUACGCUAAAGUUUCAUGAGAUACAGCUCCUUUUGCUACAGACCUUUUAAAGCUUGGUCUUCUUCCCCAGUACCAGAACCAGCCCAGCACUCCCAUUGACCCACCGCAGCCCAUCUGUAAGGCCACCCAUGAGGGGCACCCAGCACUUUAAAGGUAGGGUCACUCCAAAGCUCUGCUGGAAAACAUAAGCCUUACAGCAGAAGACCCAGGGGUAGCAUGUCGGUGGGGAAGAGCCUGUGUGUGUCAGUCUGCAGUCCUAGCAAAUGUGCAUGAGCUGAAGGCAAACCAUUCCUCUGAGGAUAAACCUGCUUUUUGCUCUUGGAAUUUACUGGGCCACUCUAUAAUUCAUUGCUACAGUUUAGGAAAAGUUUAUGUUGAUUAGAACAGCAGCUCAGGGCCCUAACAAAACCUUUUUUUGUGUCCUCAACCACAAAAAAAUAGACUUUACACCACUGGGGCAUGCGCAUGUGUAAGCUAUAUUUUUGUGAAUAGGGCACUUAAAGCUUAAGGUGUGUGUUUGUUUCUCUCUCUAUCCCCCUGUAUUUUAUUGUCUUUAGUAUUCAUGUAGUAUGGACUGUAAAGUUUAUGAAAUCUCAGUUUUGUAACAUAAGUUUAAAAAACAGAAGCCUCCAAAGCUUUCAAUGGGGAAGCUUCACCUAAACUUUGUACUAGAAUGUCCCUAUCAAACACCUCUAUUUUUCUACAAUGAUUGAUUAAGCAGUUUAACAAUGUGUUUUGUGUCAAUGAUUUCAACUGAACUGGUAAAAAGACAAUUAAGAAUUGAAUGCUGUUAAUUAACAAUGGAUUUUCAAGCCGUACAUAUUGAGUGGUGUUUUCAUUAUAACAACUUAACCUGAAAACUUCAGCUCCUAAACCUUAACAAUAUCCUUUGAAAACAGUGCCCAAAUGGAAUAUUGUUGGCAAAUCACAUUUAAGGAUCAUGAAUGAUGUAAUGUUUUUAUUUAAUUGGAUACAUAAUUAAUCAAGAUCCAUUACAUACCUAUAUAUUUCAUUAAUACAUUUUGAUGUCUUUUUCUCAGCUUAUCUUGUGAUUUCCAGAAGCAAAAGAAAUUCCAGAGAUAAAUGUGAGUUUGCAGUCAUCUACUGCAGCACUCAGUUCCUUCUUCAAUGAACAAAAAUUCUGCAGAGAUUCUUCGUACAAACUCAUGCAUAGUGUUGUACUGUCAUCUCUGGCUCCUUCUCUUUUUUUUUUUUUUUGUUGUUUUUGGUUUUGUUUUUGGUUUUGGCAUUUAUCUUUUGUUUUGGUUUGGUUUUAGAGGGUUGGUUGGUUUGUUUGUUUGUUUGUUUAUUACAACACACUAUUUUUUUUCUUUCCCCACAAGUUUCCAAACCAUAUCUUUCAGCUGGUGAUAACAGAUACAGAAAUAUUGCUUUUCAUGGGGCUAUGCAAAUUUAUAUUGGGUGAGAAUUUGACCUUCAUCAAGUACUGCAAGUUCCAUCUUACUAUUUAGCAAUAAAUACCAUCUUACCAGCAUUGAAAUACAUUUCAAAUACUAUUUCAAAGUAAGCAACAAAAAAUACAAACAUCCUCUUAAAAGUAUAUAGCAGUUAUGAUCCUAGAUCUUUGUCCUACAGAACUAUAGGUAUUGGCAUUGAUGUGAGCCAUCAAAUUUAACUUUGGUGAUCAAAAUGAAAUGUCUUGUCUGCUUCUGUGAAGGGCCUUGCUGCAAGC
Molecule: messenger RNA, 5530 nt
Organism: Cygnus olor (mute swan)
Lineage: Eukaryota; Metazoa; Chordata; Aves; Anseriformes; Anatidae
Gene: KCNJ6
Product: potassium inwardly rectifying channel subfamily J member 6
Exons: 4
Coding region: 385-1656 (423 amino acids)
Biological process (GO): regulation of monoatomic ion transmembrane transport; potassium ion import across plasma membrane
Cellular component (GO): plasma membrane
Molecular function (GO): G-protein activated inward rectifier potassium channel activity
Source: RefSeq, a predicted model, not a curated record